GCCAUGUCGGAGAGUAUAGUGCGGAAAAUCCAGCCCUUCACAAUCGGCACCAAGCUCUCCGUGCCAGCCGUGCCCAAGUGCCCGGACUUCCCCGAGAGCUACUUGCCCACCAGCCAGGCUCUGGACAACUGCAACAAGCUGCGGCACAAUCUGAACGAGCAUGUGACCCUGUUCCUCGGUCGGACUCCUGCAGUGCGCCCUGGGAAUGUGCCCAGGCUAGUGCCACAGCCGCCAGCACCAUCACCACCGCCAUCAUCAUCAACAUCAUCAUCACCAUCACCGUCAUCAUCAGCCACAACAACAAUUUCACCAGAGACAAUGACAACAAUGGCAACAUCCACUAUGAUGACAACUCAGGUAAUGCAGGGCAUCAGGCAUCAUCAGCGUGCCAACAUGGCAGAGGAGGACCGCCUGAACAGAAAUGCCCAAAUCUCGCCAACCUCUGCCGCCUCUAGAUCCAUCAGGAAGAUCACCAUCUCCAGCAGCACGGACGGCCACACGCUGCCCAGGGCUGACCCGGAGGAGAGACUGGGCAUCCCACGGGUGAGAGUCAAUCACCAGAUAGAAAACAACAAUAACAACAACAACAUCACCACUACUACCACCACAUCUUCAUCCUCAUCCUCAUCCUCCUCCAACCCGCAAGUGCCAAGGAUAGUGGGAGUGAGCUGUGAGAAUAAGCCCAAUUCUCAUUUCAAGGUUUUGCUACGGAGAGAUUCUGAUGAGGACAGACAGAGCACCAGUGUUCGAGACAUGAGAGGGAAACAUGUUCAACAGACGCCGGUCUUCAAGGCCCUGUCGCCCAAGAGAGACCUACCAAAGGGGGAGAGUCCGGUGAGCGAGAGCAAGGACGCACCACUCCUUUUAAAGUCCACCACCAUCCUCGACGACCACUGCUUCACCCAGCGCAAUGCCCUCUUCAACAAGGAGAUCUCUCAGGCUGAGGCGUGGAUCAAAGGCAAGCUGAGGGACCUGAAGGACGGCUGCAACAUCCAGAGGUCGCCCCUGGCCGACUGGGAGGAGGUCUCCCAAACCCUGCAGAGAGACCUCAAGGACUUUGAGAACACCCUCAUCCAGCUCAACCAGAUGGGCGAACAGCUGAUGUGUAAGACCAACCCUACGUCAGACCUGGUGAAGAAACAGCUGAGCCAGGUGAGGGACCAAUGGCAGGUCCUGAAGCAGACGGCAGCCAAUCAGACAAAAGCACUGGGCGGGGCCAAGAACCUGCACGAGUUCAACAGGAAGGUGGACCGCCUGGAGGCCUGGAUCAAAGAGAAGCAGGAAGAGGAGCAGUGGCUGGCCAACCUCCUCGGGGAGAACAUUGACAAAAUGCAGCUGACGAGGAGGAUCUUAGAUUUGAAACAGGACGAGCAGUUGUAUCGCAACCUCCACGAGGAGAUCAAUCACCUGGCCCUGAAGCUGGAGAAGCAAGGCAAAGCCGAGGGGAGGAACAUCUCUACACGCAGGAAACACAUUAAUAAAAUGUGGCUGAAGGUCCAGUCCCUGCUAAAGGACUACCAUGAGAACCUCCAGCUUGCUCUGGAGGUCUCCUCCUUCUACCAACAGGCGGAUAACAUUAUGUGCGCAAUCAAUAACAUGCGAAGAGGAGCUUCUGGGAGUCCGAGUCAGGCCAGCGGUGGAGACGGGGAGAUCAGAGACAUCGCCAGCCAGAUUAUGAUGCUGGAUGUGACUGUCUCUCAGCUGUCAAACCUCCACCCCUCACUGGCCGCUAGAGUCACCCACAAGCAGGCCGAGGUGAAGGACUGCUGGGCGCUGCUCCAGAAGACUGUCAGGAGCGAGAAGCCCUCGGCUCCCCUCAGCUCCCAUUUCACCCGGGAAGACGGCGACCCGCCAACGGCCCCCAGAGAGCCCCAGUGCAGCGUGGGAACCGCGAGCGCACCGCACAGACUCAUGGGAAAGGAGGUGAAGGAGGAGCGGAAUCGGCUGAAGGGAUGUGCGGGUGGAAGGGAAGCCGUGACCACCAGAGUACCGCCAUGCAGCCCGGACGGAGGCAGCCAGAGCGCUGGAGCAACUGAGGUCAUCCCACGACCUCAGACUGACGCAGAGAGAGAGAGGAAGCAGAGGUCUGCAGCGACCAUAGCGGCGGCACUAGCUGCAGCAGUGAGCCGAGGGGACCACCCACCACCACCGCAACUCCUCCCACAAGCACAACUCCACCCUCAGCCACAGCUCCAGAGCCAGCUCCAGAAGUUCACUGUGUCUGCAGACAAGACCCUGUCUUGGCUGAAGGACAACGUAGCCAUGGCGACCCAGAUCUGCUACACGGUUGGCUCCAGCUCCAGCUUCGAGGCGGCCAAGAGGUGUCAGGCGGCUCUGGAGCAGGACAUCCUGUGCAACCGAGCCAGGAUAGAGCUCGUCAAGAAGGAGGGCCGUAGUCUGGUGCGGGCGCAGCACCCGGGCAGUGCCAGGAUAGAGGAGUUCCUGGGGCAGCUGGAGGUGCUGUGGGAGGAGCUGAAGCGGCAGCACCAACGCAACGUGGUCGUACUGCAGGCCUCCGAAGAGCUCAACUUCAGGGCAGUGCGGGUGAUGCAGGCGCUGGGCGGCCUGGAGUCGUGGCUGGAGGCGGUGGAGACCUCCAUCAAGGAGAGCCCCGUGGCGGGGGACCCCGAGUCCAUGAGCCUGGCGGAGCGCGAGAGCUGCCUGCUGGAGCGGGAGCUGUCCACCAGGGGGACCCAGCUGCAGGCCCUCAGACAGGAAGUGGACACCCUGCGCACCCAGAGGCACCUGCACACCGAGCUGCUGCCCGCACGCAUCCAGGAAGUGGAGAGGAAAUACCAGAGUGUGCAGAGCGCCUUGACUCAGCAGAGCUCCGAGCUGCAGGACACGCGCAUGCUCACCGAAUUCCUGGAGAGAGUGGAACUGGAGGGCGGACGAUACAGCAGCCUGGGAGAGCCUCUGCACAGUGACAUCGACACGGAGCCGUCCCUGUUGACCAUGCCGGCUGGAGGGGGCGGCGUGCCCCUGCUGGAGCCCAUAGGAAACCCCGUGGAGGAGCUGCGGGAGGCUGUGGAGAUGCUGAACGACACGGCCAGGGAACGGGGCCGCUCCGUCUGCCAGGACCAGGCCAUUCAGGAGCUGCUCAGCCGGCAUGCCGCUGUGCGUGUGCGCGUGGAGAAGCAGACGCAGCGGGCGCUGGCGCUGGCCCAGGAGGUGACGGCCAGGGAGAGCGAGAUGGCCGUCAGGUGCGAACCCGAGAGGAGUGGCCUGGAGGGCUUGGAGGAACAGCGGACGCAGCUGCAGGCCGAGCACAACGAGCUCCAGGAGGAAGUGGAGGCCAUGGAGAGACUGGCCGCUCGCCUGGACGAGCUGUGCCCAGAGAGGCUGCUGGUGCUGGGGGCAGAGGUGCAGGCCACCCUGGGUGCCGCUGCGGAGCUCCGGAAUCACAUGGAGGGGAACCAGCGGAGGCUGCGGCAGUUCGGGCAGCUGAGGGACUUCUUCCUGAACUACCUGGGCAUGAUAUCCUGGACAGAGGACACGAGGUCCUACAUCUUUUCGGAGAGUGCCAAGCACCAGGCCAAGGACAACCCCCUACCCGUGGCCGAGAUGCUGGACCAGCAGAUCGAGCAGAAGUUCAAGGAGUUCGAUGAACUCUCCGCCGCGGCCAAGAAACUCAUUGACUCCGAGCAUCACUUGACCAAGAUGAUCAAAGAGCGUAUGGAGGAGUUGCGGAGCAUGCUGGGAUGGAUCCUGGUGCACUGGAGGGCCCAGAAGGCCCAGUGGAAGAGGAGGAAGAGGAGGAGCGAGACGGAGAUAGACGAGGAUGCCAUUUACACUGAGGCUACUGUCUGCUCUUCAUCACCACAGGCCACCCCUGGACAACCCGAUACUGAGGGCCCCACUCCAGGUACCUCAGCAUCCCAAGACAGGCUCAGAACAGACAGCUCCUCAGCAGCACCCCCGUGUGCCUCGCAGGACCAAACCCCAGAGGCACAUCAUGUCACAGAAAACAACUACGAGGUGAUGAACAGUGUUACUCACAGCUCAGGAAGUGAUGUCACGGAUGGGCCGCCAUCGUCCACUUCCUGUGAGAAGUCCAGUCCCCAGCUGCUGGUGCUGAAGGACCCGGGGUCGCCCUCGCAGCCCGGCACGGUGAACCUCAUCCUCAGCUUCAACAACACUGGAGACAGUCAGCUGCAGGUGCAGGGGCCAGACGGAGAGCAGGGGGACAGGUCAUCUGAGCCCAUACACAGGGUAAGUACGUUCUUGCAUGUUAAGGACAACACUGCCACAGGCCCUGUGUAUGAGAGCAUGUCUCUGCCUCGGCUCAGUACCAGAGUCCAGGCGUCGGCCUCCUCUUCCUACCAGUCUCCCACCCUUUCAUCCACCACUAAUUCUUCAUCAUCAUCGUCAUCCUCCUCCUCAUCCGCCACGUCCCCAGCUGUCACCUCCGCCUCCUGUGACAACCUGGCGCCUCAAGUGAGCACUGUUUCCUUCCAUACACUUCCAUGGGGGACAGGCAAAGCAACCACCAGCAACACCACCUCCCAUAACACCGCUGCCUCCACCUCCUCCACCACCUCCACCACCACCACCCCCACCACCUCCACCAGCAGCACCUCCAUCUUCAGCAGUCUGAGGAGGCGUAGCAAGAAGAGGAAGAAGAAGGAUGUGCGCCGCCACACCAUCCAGAAGAUCAUGGGGGUGGAGCAACAGACCGAAGCGGAGGAGCAGAGGGAGGAUAUGGGGGAGAGCACUCAUGUGGUGGACCCUCCCACUGCGGACCGAGAGCCAAUCAUCUAUGACACGCACACGUGGCCAUUGAAGGAGAGAAGGAAGAGGAAGAACGCGGGGAAGAGUGCUGCCGCAGCAGCCAAUGCUAAUACCUCCAUCGCAGAGAAUUCGGAACUCACAGACUACGUCAAGAACCCACUGCUUAGUGACAUCGAUGCUGAAUGUUCCGGAGAGCUUCUGUCAGUUCGACCAAUCAGCCAAGGUCCAGCGUUGCCUAGCAAAGCCUCAGCGCCCUCCUCAGGCCCCCGGGUCAAAGGUCACUGCAGGUUCCUGUCCUUGGGCUCGGUGUUGAGCUUCGAACUUCCCAAAGACGUGGGGGUGAUACCGUGCGUACCGGACGUCAUCACCAUAGCACCCCCGGAGUCCAGACGAGCCGAUCCCAACAACAAAAGCUCACCAGGAAUCGGUGACAGGGACCGGUCCAUGGCCUUGAGCACCUUCAAGCUGGCCAGAUCGCCACCGGCACGCAAAGAAGAGGAGACCAGACACAGUCCUCCUCCUGCUGAGGCGGCGCCACCUCCAGCCCACGUGCAUCGAGCCCAGGAUCAAGACCAGGAUCAAACCCAGGACAGGAAGGGAGAAGAAAUCACCAUUGCUAUUGGUGAGGUGACGCAUCUCAGCGCAAUUCACCAAGCACACCAAUCCCAGAAUAAAGAGGAAGGAUGUGUGAAGGCUAUUGAUGAUAGUGUAAAAGAGUCCUCUGUAGGUGAUGAGGAGGACUGUAUUCCUCCUGAAGAAGACUCCUCUCAAGAAAACUCCUUUCCUCCUCCUCCCUCCCCCGUGGCUGAUCUCAGCAGAGCAGCGUCCCAGAGCAGCCUGGUCAGCAUCCAGACCAAGAGGCUAUCGAGGCUAAGCGGCCUGCAUGAGGAGGAGAGCACAGCGUCAGAAGGAGACAAAAUGGCGGCCAAAUCAAAGAGGAGUGUGAGCAAUCCGCACGCAGCAGAUGACCAAAGCGUCGCGAAUCUCAAACAGAGCGGACUGCAGAGACAGCCAUCUGUCUAUGAGGAUGGGACAGUUUCUGUCAUUGAAGUCCAGGCCCGCGUCUCCAUUGCCACAGACAACACAACUCACGCGUGCCCCAGUGUCCACACUCUGAUUAAAGACCUGACCGAACACAAGUUCCACAGGCCACAGGCAACAAACUCUGCCGCAGCAGCAGCUCUCCAAAGUGGGAAAGAGAGCCCUCUUGUGGCGGUGACACAAAAUCACACAUCCCACAUGGUGCUCAGCUUCAAGACCAGUGGGAGUAACAGUAACAGUAGUGGUGGUGGGAACCCCAGCAGGGAGGACUCGGUAGACUCUGGUCUCUCCAGCUCAGGCAGCUUCAAGCUCUCCAUGGAGGCUCCAGGAGGGGGUGGAGAAACCACAGACAGCUCCCCCAGCAGAAGGGUCAUCGGACGGGUGAGAGCUGUGGAGUCAGGGGCAGAAGGAGGUGGUGGAGGAAAAUCUAAAGCCUCCACGACAACAGCGUCUUCACCAGUGACGACUGUUAACGUUCACAACUCCAGAACAACAACCGUGCACCCCAACCAUCAGCAGUUCGAGGAGGAGGAAGAGGAGCUGGAGGAUAUUUGGAACCAGACCAACGGCUACCAACGGAACAGCAUCUGCUCCGACAUCAUGUACCAGGGCUACAAGGAAGAGCAGAGCAGUACGCCUCCACGGCAGCAGAGGGCAGCACCCUCCCCUAACAAGGAACAAGCCAUCAUCUACAGGAAGCUGGUCACCGCCUCUGCGCCCAACCUACUGGUUGCUGAGUUCAGGUUGCCGCCGUCCAUCCAGAGCGUGCUGGGCUACUACGCCAAGGGCCAGUGUCCCCCCAAGGAGGGAGGAGGAGGAGGAGGCCGAGUGUUGGCCAAGAGGGACCGUCGCUCCUGGGCUGCCUUCUCCCAUCACGAGCGCACCAGCAAGCAGGCCACGGUAGCAUUCAACAUUGAAACGUCAUCGCAUCCUGUCAGCUUCCCAGACAUGGAGGACCAGCGUAAAUACGUUUACCAUUAUAAAGAGGAAGAGGAGGAGGAGGAAGAGGAUGGGAGGGAAGAGAAGAAGGAGGAGGAGGAGGAGAGGAGGAGGAGGAAGGAAAGGGAGCAAGGAGGAGGAGGAGGAGGAGGAGUGGAGGUGGAAGUGAACACAGCUGUGUCGCAGGACCUGCUGUCAGUUCACAUGGGGCUGGGGGGCCCCUCUGGUCAGUCCCAGCACUGCACUGAGGAUCAGGGCUACAUGACCAUCACUGGAGGCCGCUGUAACAAAAUGAAUGGGCAGAAGCCAGAGUUUCCCUCCAUGGAGGGCACACUGGAGAGGAAGCACAGACUGCAACCAGGAGGAAAGAAGGCACCAUGUCGGACCUGGAACACGUACCACGCCAUCCUGUACCGGCAGACACUCAGCUUCUAUAUUGACAGGAAGGACACAUUACGGAGCUCUGCUUCCAGUCUGCCAUUGAACCUGUCAGGAGCUGAGUGUGUCCCAGUACCAGAGUACGCCAAGAAGCCCCACUGCUUUAGCCUGAGGUUGCAGGAUGGAUCCGAGUACCUUCUGAGUGCCUCUUCACGCUUUAUGAUGAAGAAAUGGAUGCUGAGGAUCCAUGCAAACACAGGAUCUGAAGAUGCUGUCCCAUCCAUGCCUAUGUUCUCCAGUGCCUCUCUGCAGGACGACUGUGCAAUGAUGGCCCAUGCAUCUUCCACUAGGUGCCACUGCAGAGGCAAAUGCCACUGUUCAGGCCACGAUGAUGUCACGUCCUGCCUCCAGACAGGAACUUUGCGGCCCACAAAUGCGACCCUCCUCCACAAAGACAUCUCUCAUCAGCUCCCCUUUUGGCUCCAGGGGAGAGGGGAGGAUACCUCCACAGCUAGCCCUCCUUCGCAAGCAGGCCACGGUGAAGAUGACUUUGACCCUCUCAGAAUAGGCCCUCUCUCGAUUCACUCUCAGGACUGGCAGAGUGGGGGCAGUAAGCGCCGCUCCCACUCCUUCACCUCAGCCACAUACCAGCGCAUCAGACCGGUGAGACUGCCCCCCUCAGGCGGGAGCCAGGACAGCGCCUCAAACUACUCAGUGACUCUCUUAAUUGGAGACCAGCCCUCCUCAGUGUCCAGCAGCGGCAACACCAGUAGCACUACCAUGCCAAAGAGGCCAUCGAUGUUUGGCUCCAGCGCACUGGAGCGCCCCCUAGAAUUGCCACUGAGGAACUACGCCAGCCUGCCUCGUCCACGGAACAAAUCCGUCUUCAAGAAAUUCUUCAGUAAGAAGGAGUGAGAGAUGAUGUUGCAGAGAAGGGGCGCAUUGUCAUGGGUCCUUUGCCUCUAUGACACAUUCUCAUGUGCAGAGCACUGAUAGACUGUGUUUUGAUAGAGAUGUUUAUUUGCUUCAUAUUUAUGCUCUGAAAACAUGGAGGGACUCAAUUUCCUGUUUUCAUUUUCUUUUCUUUUUUUCAUUACGAGAUGUUGUGUUUGCAGAGUUGCAAAAUGAAAGACUUUCACUUUGUUUUUGUUUUGUUUUCUCACUCGAAUUUUUACUUCAACUAUCUUGACAUAAUUAACUAUUUUUUUUGUAUGUAUCAUUUCCUCAGUCCUGAGGUUUCACCAUGGUUACCAUGGUAAUCAGACGUCUCCUGGUUUUGAAAUGUGUUUUGUGUGUUGUUGGUGUGUGUGUGUGUUAUUGUUUACAUUGUAUUUUUCUCUCACAGAUUCUUCUUCUUAUUCUAAAGAAAACAUAAUUCAAACCACAAACCGCCAGUCUGUCUCGCUUGAGUCGUGUACACACUGUCUGAGUUAAGUUCUCCUUAAAGGCUGAAAUUCCAACUCGGUUGGCUGAGGCUGCCGUCAUGACUCGAUGCUUUUACUGUGAUGGUAUCAGCGACAGUUUUUAGAGUUUGUGUCAUUUCCAGCUAGUGCCUCACGAGUUCUCCAGCAUACUGUUGUAUAGUAGGCUACUACACGAUUGUCUUGACUCAUUCAGAUGUGGUUUUAUAUGUAUUAUUUUAUUUCCCCUAUCUGAUCAGAAUACCCAGCGGUCAAACACAUUAGAAAAUCAAAAUGUGGCUCACAAAGCAAAACAAACAAUUCAUUUCAUUCAUUGCUGUGUGUGUGUGUGCGUGUGUGUAAUCUUAAAUCACAUCAGCAAAGUCAUUCUUUAUUACAUUCAUCACCACCACAGCUUCUGGACACACUUGGUCAAGGAACACACCAGGCUUUCUGUGGACACACAGCAGCUAACCACUGGUGGUGAGUGCUGUUCAACAGGACAAUCACAGCAGACAGACCACAGGAAGCCAUGUACAGUACUCUAUGUCACAAAGAUUGUCCUUUUGUCCCGUUUUAUUUUUUAUUAUCUAUUUUUGACAGUUUGAUACUGUUUGUUUCUUGUGUUUGUAUAAUAUUGAUAACUCUGGUAACUGUCACUGCACAACUAAUAUUUGUAAUAAAUCGAUAUUUUGUUUGAGA
Messenger RNA from Engraulis encrasicolus (European anchovy), 9191 nucleotides. RefSeq names its product nucleoprotein TPR. Gene Ontology annotation, cellular component: plasma membrane; cell junction; Z disc. NCBI's taxonomy places the organism in Eukaryota, Metazoa, Chordata, Actinopteri, Clupeiformes, Engraulidae. Bases 4 to 8004 code for a protein of 2666 amino acids. Gene Ontology annotation, molecular function: phospholipid binding; actin filament binding. Gene Ontology annotation, biological process: actin cytoskeleton organization; muscle cell development. The record is from RefSeq and is a predicted model, not a curated record. The transcript is spliced from 33 exons.